This is a messenger RNA of Penaeus indicus, 1287 nucleotides long. RefSeq names its product glutamate receptor ionotropic, kainate glr-3-like. Gene Ontology annotation, molecular function: ligand-gated monoatomic ion channel activity. The record is from RefSeq and is a predicted model, not a curated record. The transcript has 11 exons. The coding region runs from base 1 to 1287 and encodes 428 amino acids. Gene Ontology annotation, cellular component: membrane. NCBI's taxonomy places the organism in Eukaryota, Metazoa, Arthropoda, Malacostraca, Decapoda, Penaeidae.
AUGGGAAACGUCCUCGAAAUCUUUGCCAGUAUGAUGAACUUCGACUACGUGGUGGUAAGGCCACCUGACAGCCUGUGGGGCGCGCGGCUGAACAAUGGAUCCUGGUCGGGAAUGGUCGGCAUGCUCGAGAGAGAGGAAGUGGAGUUUGCACUUGGGCCGUUCACUAUCACGCCUCAGAGAGAGACAGUGGUCGAUUUCACGGUGGCAGUCCACAACGACAACAAAGCCAUACUAACCGUCAGACCAGGCCUUCAGAGCGACGUGUCGGGCUUCCUCAAGCCUUUCACAUUAGACGUGUGGUUGCUUUUCUUACUAAGCAUCUUAGCCAUUGGAACUACCAUGAGGAUGCUCACGUCUACAGAAGAUCGGAUAUUUGGAACCUUCACCAAGAAUCUGACGACCAAAACAGCAGCCUGGGUCUUUCAGACUCUUACGCAAGAGAGUUCAGAUUGGAUUCCCAAGAAUGAUGGUGGGCGACUGAUCGUAACUACUUGGUUGUUGGCGUCCUUGGUUUUCAUGUCAUCCUACAGUGGGAUUCUAACUGCAAUGCUGACUUUGCCUCGGGUUACCAUCCCUAUUGACUCUUUGGAGGACUUGGUGGCUCAGGAUGACCUACCCUGGCGUCUUGAGGCGGGUUCUAUGGCCACCAAGUUCCUUGAGGAAUCCGAGGAUCCGGUGAGACGCAAGGCGGCUGCCAUGAGCUCUGGCUACUUCAAGGACUGUUGGUCAUCUCGCCAAGCCAUUGCUAAUGGAGAAUUUGCUGGAAUAUGUGAUGAGACUACUAUGAAGAAGGCCAUGUCCUGGGACUUCAGCUGCCAGUUAGGUUAUCUUGGUGAGGCGGAGUGGCAAGGCCUCCUUCCCGAAAGCCUCCCAUUAACCCCAGGGGGCAUGGGUGCAGGAUCUGAGUAUGGUGAGCAGAUGUAUCAAGUUGAUCCACCAACAACUGACAUGGAUUCAGUUCCUGGCGUCGGAACAUGGGACCUGUUACUUGCACAAUCCGCGAUCGCUAACUCAGGUUAUAAGGCCACCUGGCUCGCUUCCCACAGGAUGACCCUGCCCAUUAGUAUUGACAUCAUAAAACAUUCCGGCAUAUUAUCGAAGUGGAUAGGAGAUCAGAUCACCAACACCAGCCAGUGUUUGCGGCCGCCAAGUGCCGACCGCACGGAGAGUAUCUCAGCGCUCAAUAUUGAGGCAUUCCUGGGGCCGCUCAGUGUUCUUCUGGCAGGCUGCGUCCUUGCCUUCCUGUCUUUCCUGAUGGAGCACAUACUUUUUAUCGCUCUCAACUAA